ACUUCUUCCGGACCCGUCCAUCUCCGCAGGCCGGCGCGGAGGAGAUGUCAUAGCUGUUGCUCAUACAGCCUGACAAGCUUUGCUUUGUUUGUUUUGCGCCUAUAUAACUACUUCUUUUUCCAGUUCUUUUUUCUUUGGCUCUUAUAUACAAUCUCAAUGAUUCCUUACCUUUGAGUUUGAUCCCUCAAUUUCCACUUGUUUCCUCGCAUCAUUCACUACCCCGCGGAAGCCAAGACAGUGAAUUUAAUCAUUUUCACGACGACAACGCGAUACCUUAUUUUGGGGAAACCUCUGUAUGAGGUGAAACUAUCAAGAUGGCGAUGAGAGCUAGGCAAAAGAUCAGAGCUCCGCGAAAGACUCUAGGUAACAGAAAUGAUGACUUCGACGCAAUCUGGAACGUUCUUUCAUCUGCGCUUCAUGAAAUACACACGAAAAACGCAUCCACUCUUUCAUUCGAAGAACUUUAUCGCAACGCGUACAAGAUCGUCUUAAUGACAAAGGGCGACAAUUUAUAUAGCAACGUCAGAGAUCUCGAGCAGGAAUGGCUAAGUGGGCAUGUCUGUCAGAACAUCCUAUCUUCGGUAUCCCAAGUUCUGCUUCAAGACAUGGAUCCGGAAGACAUUACCGACCAGGCAAACGAGCGCAGAGCUGCGGGUGAAAAAUUAUUGAAAGCGAUCAAGGAAGCUUGGGAAGACCACCAAUUAUGUAUGGGCAUGAUAACUGACGUGCUGAUGUACAUGGACCGAACAACGAGUAAUGACCAAAAACCCUCAAUUUAUACCCUCGCCAUGUGCCUAUUUCGUGAUUAUGUCCUUCGUGCUGCAAUUCCCAAUACUGAGAAAACCAUAUACGACAUAUUCGAAUCUACUGUUCUUUUCAUGGUUCAGUUAGAAAGGACAGGGGAAAUUAUUGACAGACAAUUGAUUCGACAUUGCAUUUAUAUGCUGGAGGGGCUAUAUGAGACGUAUUCAGAGGAGGAAGCGUCCAAGCUGUAUUUGACAGUGUUUGAGCCAGCUUUUCUAAAAAUCAGCAAGACAUUCUACCAAGCUGAAGGACGCCGGCUCCUGGAAACCGCUGAUGCCGCUACAUUCUGUCACGUCAGCUCAGCCCGACUUGCCGAGGAAGAGGAACGCUGCAAUGCUACACUCUCCAAAUUCUCAGAGCAAAAGGUCAAGGCGGUGAUCGACGAAGAAUUGAUCAGGAAGAACAUAACUGACAUCAUCAAUUUAGAAGGUAGCGGCGUAAGGUAUAUGCUGGAUCACAAUAGAGUGGACGAUCUCAGCAACGUAUACGAACUAAAUACCCGGAUCGAUUUGAAAAAGGAUGCAUUGACACAGGCAGUGCAGAAACGAAUAGUGCAACUAGGCGAUGAAAUUAAUGCAGCUGCACAGGCAUUCGCCACAGCACCGCCGCCAAAACUAGAAGAUCGGGGUGCUGCUGACAAUAAGGAGCCAAAGGAAAAGCCCUCAGCGUCACCAGCAAACCAGCAAACAGCUGCUGCGAUUAAAUGGGUUGAUGACAUUCUUAACCUGAAGAAGAAAUUUGACGCCAUUUGGGAACGGGCUUUUUUCUCAGACCAGGGCAUGCAUACUUCCUUUACCAAUAGUUUCUCCGACUUUAUAAACUCAAAUUCGCGCAGCUCCGAAUUUCUAUCACUUUUUUUCGAUGAGAACCUCAAGAAGGGCAUCAAAGGGAAAACAGACGCUGAAGUCGACAGCCUGUUGGACAAUGGAAUUACGCUUUUGCGGUACAUCCGUGACAAGGAUCUUUUCGAGACAUAUUACAAGAAACACCUCUCUCGACGGUUACUCAUGAAGAGAUCUGCCAGCAUGGAUGUUGAACGACAAAUGAUCUCGAAGAUGAAGAUGGAGGUUGGCAACCAGUUCACGCAGCGUCUCGAAUCGAUGUUCAAGGAUAUAUCAGUAUCAGACGACUUGACAAACAGUUACAAGACGCAUAUAACUCGUCUAGGCGCUGACUCGAAACGCAUAGAACUGGAAAUCAGCGUUCUCACAAGCACCAUGUGGCCUAUGGAAGCCAUGUCAAAUUCCAAGGACGGCACAGCUCAAUUACCCUGCAUAUUCCCCAGGGAGGUAGAAUCGGUUCGACAGAGCUUUGAAAAGUUUUAUCUCAACAAACAUAGCGGCAGAAAGCUGUCUUGGCAGUCUUCGAUGGGUACAGCGGAUAUACGCGCCACAUUCCCGCGGCCAGAUGGGAAAUUCGCGAGACAUGAGCUGAACGUGUCUACUUAUGCCAUGGUCAUUUUACUUCUCUUCAACGAUCUCCCGCUCGACGAGUCUCUGACCUAUGAGGAAAUACAAGCCCGCACUCGUAUACCUGACCACGACUUGAUUCGCAACCUACAGUCUCUAGCUGUUGCACCCAAGACUCGAGUGCUGAAAAAGGAGCCAAUGAGCAAAGACGUGAAACCCACGGACAAAUUCUUUUACAACACCGGCUUCAAAAGUCAAUUCACAAAGGUCCGCAUUGGCGUCGUUAGCAGCAGCGGCAAUAAGGUAGAGAGUCAGACCGAACGCAAAGAAACGGAGAAGAAGAUGAGCGAAGAGCGCGGUGGUAGCAUCGAGGCUGCCGUAGUGCGAAUCAUGAAACAACGCAAAAAGCUCGCCCAUUCCCAACUCAUCACCGAAGUUCUAGGCCAACUAGCCACCCGAUUUGUCCCCGAUGUCAACAUGAUCAAGAAGCGCAUAGAGAGUCUUAUUGACCGCGAGUAUCUCGAGCGUAUACCCGAUUCUGAGCCCCCAGCAUACGGUUACGUUGCUUAACAGCUUGUCACCAUAUAGCUGAUUCCCAAUUUUAACGGGGCUUAACUAACCUAAUGUUCUGCUUUCAACCUCAUGUUUACUUUUGGCGUUAAUAUUUUUGCCUGGCAGGGCGGCGUGGGCGUUGGGGGGUUUCUCAUGUAUGAUGUAUACCUACAAGUUUUUCAAGCGAACAGGCCAUAUCCGGCGCAAUUUCUUGGGUCAUCGCUCUAUUUUUACAGCGGAAUGAAUUGAAAUAGUUGGCUUUUACCAUGAUUAGAGUCACAAAAUUAAUA
Talaromyces proteolyticus is the source of this 3055-nucleotide messenger RNA. RefSeq names its product putative SCF ubiquitin ligase subunit CulC. The record is from RefSeq and is a predicted model, not a curated record. Gene Ontology annotation, cellular component: Cul3-RING ubiquitin ligase complex. Bases 315 to 2783 code for a protein of 822 amino acids. Gene Ontology annotation, molecular function: ubiquitin protein ligase binding. Gene Ontology annotation, biological process: ubiquitin-dependent protein catabolic process; protein ubiquitination. Lineage: Eukaryota; Fungi; Ascomycota; Eurotiomycetes; Eurotiales; Trichocomaceae. The transcript has 4 exons.